ACAAACGUGGAGAGGAAUUUUGCGUGCAGGCGGCGGCGUGAAGGUCCUCACCCUGCCUUCCUGAGGGUGCCACGGGAGGAGACACGGAGUAGCGAGGGGGCAGGAGGCGCACAGACGCGUCAUAUGAGCCUGGGAGCGUCUUCGGCAGCAGCAGCACCGCCUGAGAGCUGUGACUAUGAUGAAGUAACGGAAAUCUCGACAACAGAGACAUCGGAGGGUAGCCAGUCUCAUCUGCAGGUCCCCCGCCCCGAGAACACAGCCACCCCCCCACCCCCCCAGCACCCUGAAGACCCUCCUCCCCAAUCCCGCACAGCUAAGCCAGAGUCCACCCAGCCCCCACCCAGUGCUGCUGCUGCCGCUGCCAUGACCACGGCCGAGGAGGAAGAGUUUGAGCCCAAGGUGGAGGACAAGGGCGGUGAAGCCCUUCCGGAGGGGCCUUUGGACCCCCCCACCGCUAGUGAUGGUGGUGAUGGUGGAGAUGGUGGGGGAGGCGAUGAUGCUGGUGAUGGUGGGGAGUUAUGGGAAGAGGUUGAGGAGGUAGAAGGGAACAUGGAUGGUCUUCAAGAGGAUGAAAAUGAUGACUUUCAGCCUGGCCCGUCCCAUGCCCCUCCUCCUCCCCACCUUGCCCCCUCCUCCCCCCACCACCAGGAUCAUCCACACUACCACAUGGGGAGGUCCCAAGGCGAUGAUGAUACAGAUGAGGACAACAUGGGAGAAACCACUGGCUUGAGUGACAUAGGGGUAAUGGGAGGCCCUGGACAGCCCAUGCCCCUUGCUCACCCUGCCAGUAGUGUGCCCAACGGGAGCGGGGACGAGGAUGACGAUGACGAUGAGGAAGAGGAUGGCCAGGCCCCGGCCCCUGAAGGGGCCUAUGACCCAGCAGACUAUGAACACCUGAGCGUCAGCCCGGAGAUAUCGGAGCUGUUCUCGUACAUCACACGCUACACACCGCAGGCCAUUGAGCUGGAGCACCGCCUGCGUCCCUACAUCCCGGACUAUAUUCCAGCCGUGGGGGACAUUGAUGCCUUCAUAAAGAUCCCGCCCCCUGACGGUAAGCCCUCCAUGGUGGGCCUGGAGGUCCUGGACGAACCCAGCGCCCGGCAGAGUGAUGCCACGGUGCUGGACCUGCAGCUGAGGGCCCUCGCCAAGCACACCACUGCUAAGUCUAUGUCUGUCAAAACAGUGGAGAACGCCGAGAAGAAUGGCAAGGUGAUAGAGAAGUGGGUGCGGGACAUCAGUGAGCUACACCGAAGCAAACCUCCGCCCACCGUCCACUACAACAAACGCAUGCCAGACAUCGACACCCUGAUGCAGGAGUGGCCCGGGGAGGUGGAGGAGCUGCUCAAGGAAGUCAACCUCCCCACGGCAGCCCUGGAAGUGGAGCUCUCAGACUAUGUGGACAUCAUUUGUGCCGUGAUGGACAUCCCUGUGUACAAGAGUCGGGUGCAGUCCUUGCAUGUCCUCUUCACCCUCUACUCGGUCUUCAAGAACUCGGCCCACUUCAGGCAGCUGGCUGAGGAAAACUACAUAGAAAACGAUGACUCCACGGGUGACCAAUUAGUCCUUGAGUAAUGUUCCCUUGCCAUGUAUGUGCUGAGAGGGAGAGAGAGGUGACUUCCAUGGCUAUACUGACAGGGCCUGUGAUGACCUCUCUGUACAGUGAAAGUAAAAGUGAUCAGUUCUCUAUAUAUUGGCGACUUAUCAAAAGAUGGCAGAGCAGGAGAAGCACCAACAUCUUAUAAAUUGAUACUUUGGUUAGCUAGCAGGUGUCUUGUUCAUGGAGGUGAUCCUUGUGUGUGUUUGGUCCAGGGAAGUCAUCAUUCUAGUCAUAUAUCAGAUCUGUGCCUCAAGGUAACAGACUGGCAGCAUGUUAUAGCAGCUCAGAUAUACAGAUACAUAGAUGUGAUAUUGAUGUGCAAGUUGUUCCAUAUAUUUAAUAGAGGUAGUAGACACUCACCGUCCGUUAAAAUAUCUUUACUUCAUGAGAUUAUCUGUGGUCUGUGAAACUGAUACUAUUUAGAAAUACAUAUAUUCUCAUCAAUCUAACUUUUGGGAACCUCAGAUAUAUGAAAAUUAACCCAGUAGCAGCAGGGAUCAUGUUUUUCAAUGGUCCCUCUAAGCAAGAAAAAUAAAAAUAAAUCAUUAUUCCCACAAACCAUUCCAUAAUAUAUAUCAAAGCAUU
Molecule: messenger RNA, 2182 nt
Organism: Eriocheir sinensis (Chinese mitten crab)
Lineage: Eukaryota; Metazoa; Arthropoda; Malacostraca; Decapoda; Varunidae
Product: intraflagellar transport protein 46 homolog
Exons: 10
Coding region: 124-1572 (482 amino acids)
Biological process (GO): cilium assembly; intraciliary transport
Cellular component (GO): intraciliary transport particle B; centrosome; motile cilium
Source: RefSeq, a predicted model, not a curated record